AUGUUAGUCCCGCUACUUAUUGGAGUUGGAGCUGCAUUUGGGGCUGUCAGCAACUCGUCGGCAGUUAUGGUGAGCAAAGAGGUGCCUCAGAAUGCUGGUGCUGCAAUUUUGGCCCCGUUCGUUUCGUUCUCGAUCGAGUUUUCAUCUUUACCGGAUUUUGCAGAAAAUACAUCCAAGCCGAAUCAGUUUUCCAAUCAGAUACUGGACAACCUUGCCAACCCCCAAGGCGUGAAGCCAGACCGCGCCCUAUAUGACCCAAAUAUCAAGACCCAGAUCAAUGGUACUUUCGUCCCAAGCAUUACUGAGGACUUUCCAUGGAUUAUCUCUAUCGGACCCUCGUAUUUCGAGGCGGAUUCGACCUGGCCGGGGGCCAAGUUCAGCCAUGGGUUCAACCUCGGCGAAAAUACUACAGCUGCAAUGGACAGCCUAACAGCCACUGCUCCUUUGGCCUGCAAAGCUCUCAGUCAUGGGAACUUCGCCCACUGGGAUUUAGGCAAUGAGCCUGAUUUCUACAAGACCAUGCUCGCCGCGAGACCAGCAAACUGGACAGAAAGUGAUUAUGUUGCCGAAUGGUUGUCUAAAUCGCAGAUAGUCAAGCGUCAAAUUGCUAAAGCCUGUCCUGAUAUGGUCACUAACCCGGCGUACAAGUACAUUGCACCGUCAUUUGCAGGAUUCACGUAUGGUCUGGACCCUGUGACGACCUGGGAGGAUGGACUUGGUAAGAACAAGGAUAUUGGCAUGAAUUCAAUGCACAACUACAUGGGUAGCGCGGAUUCGCCGGGAGUCACUCUUGCACACACCCUGAUGAACCACGCUGCGAUUGUUCUUAGUAUGGUAAAACAUACGAAUUUAUCCCAUACCCUGAGCGAGAAGGGUCUGAAUAAAGACAUCCCUUAUAUCCUCGGCGAAAUGAACUCCCUCGCCCACCAAGGCCAGCCGAGAUUGUCAAACUCCUUCGGCGCCGCUCUCUGGGGUGUCGACUUCAACCUCUACUGUGCAUCACAGAGCAUCGGCCGCACCCGCAUGCACCAGGGAACAGACUAUCGCUAUGCGUCGUGA
Molecule: messenger RNA, 1059 nt
Organism: Talaromyces rugulosus
Lineage: Eukaryota; Fungi; Ascomycota; Eurotiomycetes; Eurotiales; Trichocomaceae
Exons: 4
Coding region: 1-1059 (352 amino acids)
Source: RefSeq, a predicted model, not a curated record